UCAGCUUUACGUGGAUGUGUACAGGGUCCACCCACUGGUAGUGUGUGGUUGGUACACCCCUGGCGGCAUCUUACAGUGUCGACUGUCACAUUACAAGGCUUUACCUCUAACAUGGUUAUGGUGGGGGAAAUUUGUGUGAAUCUUCCCGGCCACAAUUGGUAUAUAGCACUACCCAGACAUUGAUGAAAGGUCAAUAACCGGUCUAGGGACCAGACUAACUAAAGACGAAAAAAAAUACACCAUAUAUACAUAUAUGGGCAGACCGUUACUGAUAAACUGUCUAUCUAGGUUCAUAUACAGAUACAUUUCUCUUGUCUGAAUAUGAAGGCAGUGUUGUCAUUGUUAUAAACUGACAUCGUAUAUUACGAAAUUUGAAAUCCGCAAUCAACAUAUGUUGGAGGUAUAGGAGAUUUGUUUGGAAUUAAGAACUAUAGCACCUGGUCACGGACAUUGUUUGCAGCGAGCCAUGUUUUCAUUCUAUAACACCACUGGAUACAACUCCUACCGGGACUCGUUUCACUUAACGGAGCGUGAAAUUGCUAUUUUUAAACGCCUCAAAGGGUUUUCUGCAGGCCCGUACAACUGUAAUGAGCCGGCGAUUGACAUGAGGACACACAAUGGCCGCCGUAGCAGCCCGACCAACUCAACCAGCUCUUCACAUAUUAAGGAGGAACACAUCUCAGAUUCGGAGGACAAGAACUCAAUAGACGGGGACAGGCUCAUCUCCAAUGCUGUCGGUUUACAAAUAAAGUGGACAGCUGAGGGUCUUAAAAUGAUUGACGUACGACAGAGUCCGGACACGGUGGAAAGGAGUUUGGGUAGUGAGCCCUCACUCCCUAGCCCCCACAGCAGCGAAGGUGACCCCCACACAACCGUCUCCACAACAACAGCCACCAAGUCUCCACCCCGACCACACCUUGAGCAUCACCACCAUCACCACCAACACCCUUCGUUAGAUACUUCGUCACUCUUAGCCAUGUCUAGUCAUCAGGAGCCAACGUCUUCAGUCUGUCUUUCAGCAAUGUGCGUGCCGAAGCCAAGCUCCACAGCGCCUACCACUAACCUGAAAUGUCUGGUUUGCGGGGACCGAUCGUCUGGGAUACACUAUGGGGUGCUGGCCUGUGAGGGAUGCAAGGGAUUCUUCCGUCGAGCCCUCCAGGAUAUUGGUGACCCAGCAAGGAAGAGGUGCUACUACAACAAAAACUGUGAGAUUACCGUGCUCACUCGCAACAGAUGUCAGUACUGUCGUCUCCAGAAAUGUCUGGCACUCGGAAUGUCAAGAUCAGCUGCAAAACUUGGUCGACGUUCUCGGAAGAUGCGAGAAAUGAUUCGUAGUAUGGAGGAUACACAAACAGAGCAGGCCCUGCACGGCCUUCUCAGUCUCAACUCGGACAUAGAGCGACAGAUUGCUGCAUCCACUGAGGCUGCAGUGGCUGCAUCCAUGAACAAUGGCAUCAAUCAGACCGGACCAAGUCAGACGUCGAUGGCUGCCCUGUCGAUGCUUCUAAAACAGCGUGCCCAAACUGGCUUCCUGAUGGACCGUGAUAGAGGAUCCAUAGAGACCAACUGCUCCACGGAAGACAGUAGUGAAAGUCUGCCACUGAUCAAACAAGAACACCAUGAUUCCAUCGACAACCGGAAAGAGAUCCAUGACAGGUGUCAGUCUCUGUCACCAGAAGCAGAGUCUGUCCACGUUCAUCCCGCCCACACUGGGAUGACGGACUCGGCGACGCGAUCGUCAAUUGUCAACUCACUUCUCACACUCCCACAACACAUAGCGUUCCGCUUCCCCCACCCCCACCUGUUGAUGCCCGGGGCCAUAGACCCCGGCAAGCCAUACGAAAAUAAUGUCCCACCUUUUGAGUCUUCGGCCUCCGUCAGCCAGCCUAUUGACGCAACGAUGAACGGCCUUUCUGCACACAGCCACUCACCACUUAGUCAACAGUCAGUCAUCGUACAAAACACCACACUUGAUCUCAGAAAACACAACCGUGGUGAUGAGAAAAUACGAAGUCCCAUCAAGAAACGUCCUUACAAUCCAUCAUACAACACGGACAAGGAAUUAGAGGAUGAGGAAGACUGCUACCGCAAAAUCCAGCGCAGAGAUUCAAUGUCCAGUGAUGUGGGCUCCCCCGAUCCCUACCCAUCAAAAAAACUGGUCAUCAAUGAAAUGGCCGACAGACCUUUUCUUCCAUCGUAUAUUCCAAUGCGGGACAAGCAGUCAACAAUGGACCAUACCGCUGUGGUGGCCCCCAUCGUUAAGAAUGUGAGUCGCCACGAGGAUGACAUCAAGCUCACAGUCCCCAUGUUAAUCUACAAAAUCCACGACUCCUUCCUGCAGACCUUCACCUUUAUGAAGUCGAAGUUACAGGAGAUGGAGGAGAAAUUGAUGGAGAUGAGGGAACACAUCGCCCAGGGUCUUAUGAAGAAGGAACCUAACAUACAGGACCUCCAGCGCCUUGAGUUCAUCAUGAGGGGCCCAAAUGGUAAAAUGAUCAAGCCAGGGGAGCUCUGCUGGGAGGGUUUCCAGAGCCUACUGAACAAAACCAUACAGGACACCGUGACCUUCGCCAAGAAGAUCCCCGGCUUUCCUCACCUGGACCAAGACGACCAGAUCAGCCUCAUCAAGGGAGGCUGUUUUGAGGUUGCGUGUGUGGUGUACUCUCAACUGAUAGACUCCGAAACGAACAUGAUGUUUGUUCUGGGUAAAAACAUACUCAUCAAACGGGAGGAGAUGAAGAUGGGAUUCCCGCUGGGCGAGCACUUCGUGGAGCUUCUCUUUAACCUGUGUAUGAGGUUCAACGCCUACACCCUGUGUGACGCGGAGAAGGCUCUGUUUAGUGUGCUGGUCCUCAUCUCACCAGAUCGGCAAGGUUUGAACAAUAGAGAAAAAGUGAGCAAGCUACAGGAGCUGCUGAUACAGGCCCUUCAGGCCCAGAUCACGGCCAGUCACCCCGACGAGGCCGGACUCUUCCCACGGCUACUGAUGAGCAUCUCCAGCUUACGAGAGCUCGGCGUGGAGCACCGGCGCAUGCUAGAGAAUCUGAAGCAUCAAAUGAGCUUUUCACACGACCUUUAUGCAGAGACCUUUGACCUUCUGACCUGAGCUGCACAGACAUCUAUCUUGCCACAUAGAUAUCAAUCUGACUAUUGUACACCACAAAUGUACGGAAAGCUUCCAGAUCAUGUGAUAUUUUUUCUUCAGAAUUAUUUGAGAAAGAAAGUGCUGAUUAAUCCCGAUUCACCCGAGAGCAGAAGACAUCUUAUUUCGCUACGUUUUAUUUUAUGUCUUAUGUAUCCAUAUUAGCAUUUUUAUUUAUUAUUUUUUCCGUUUUUGUUUUUGUUUUUAAGGCUUGUAUGUAUGUUUACAUCUAAUCUUUCAUGCUGCUGGUCAACUCAUAGUUUUCUGAAAAGAAACAAGAAGAGAUUUGUUUUCAUUCCAUUCACGAAUUAAAUAUUAACUAGUUAUUUUUUUUAAGUUAAGUAAAUUAUUGCAUUCCUUCCAUUACAUGCGUCACCAACCCCUCAAAGGGGAAACCAUCUGGAUCCUCGCGUACCCUAAUACCUUACCUGGGGUCCAAGUCAUAGAUUUUAAUAAUGAAAUCAAACUCAUACGGUAUCACAGUUCAUUAACAUAUUAUCAGCUUGAUGUAAUAAGCCUAUCACGCAAGUGUUCUAUUCAAGUUUCAUGCUAAAUGUUGCCAAAAACAUGUGACGUAUACAAAAUACUGUACAUGUAUAUUUUUUGUUGUUUUAGUCAUUAUUGAAUUGAUGCUAGUCUAGUAGGCAGUGUACGGCCCCUUCUGACCAAGGAUUCGAGUCUACUCCACCAGGGCUACCUGAGCUCAGUGUUCCCCACGCGACAGUAUUUACCUGUUUCAAUUAAUUUAACCAAUGUCUUGAAAAUGUCAUACACCAUACAUGUCAUACAUUACUGAAACACACACAAAAUGAUUCCCAUACUUUUGAUUCACUUAUCACUGUAUAUUCUCCGUGUAGUUGACUCACAUUGAUCCUAAGUUGACUAAAAGUUGGUUCACCAUGUUUUUGACCCCCCGUUUAUCAUAGCCUGACUCAUUGAUUUAGCCUUCUCUUGACUUGUUGUGAGCAAAGGCUAAACAGCUGUUCAAGUGUUCCUUUGAAAUGAAAAGAAAUUCAAAGUUCUAAUUUAUUUAAAAAAAAUAUUUCCUUCAAGAGUUCAGCAUAUACAUAGUACUAGAUCAUCAAGCCCUUUUGAAGUUGUCAUACCCCCUGUAGGAAUAGUGUGGUACCAUCUGACCAGACACUGGUGCUGCCCCCUGUAGGAAUAGUGUGGUACUAUCUGACCAGAUACUGGUGCUGCCCCCUGUAGAUAUAGUGUGGUACUAUCUGACCAGACACUGGUGCUGCCCCCUGUAGAAAUAGUGUGGUACCAUCUGACCAGACACUGGUGCUGCCCCCUGUAGGAAUAGUGAGGUACCAUCUGACCAGACACUGGUGCUGCCCCCUGUAGGAAAAGUGAGGUACCAUCUGACCAGACACUUGUGAUAGGAAAAGUGUGGUUAUUUGAAUAGAAAUUGGGUUUGGCCUUUGUAGAAAUAGACCAUUAGUUGGGUAAUCUGAGCAGAGACAAGGCCAGUGGCAAUGAUGUAAGGGAAAUAACUUGAGAAUCAUAAUAGUCACCCAAAGUCAAAUGUUUUAUAUAGAUUAUCAUCUUAAGAUGUAAAACUAUAUUUUUUUGCACAUUUCAUUUUCUAUUUUCUAUUGCGCUUUAACCUGGUAAUGAUUUUUUGCAUUGUGCAUGUCCUCCUCAUCACCAUCUCUAAUAAUAUGCAAUUGCUGACCAUUGCUAUGCAUACAGACUGUAAGGUAUCUCGUUGUAACCUCCACAUGCUGGAUAAGUUCUGUCAGUGUCUUCAGACAGCAUGCGAUUUGCCAAUAGUUCUGAUGACUUUAACUCAUUCACCCCUGGAUACUCAUUUGAACUCUUCCAAUUAAAAGGUUGGAAUAGUUUAUUACGAAUUUUCAGGGGUGAAUGAGUUAAAUCCCCCCUUCCUGUCCUUGAUAUGCAGUAGUUUCUUCUACAAAUGAAGUUGUGAUUAAUUUCUAAAUGUUACAUAGGUAUAUAACUUGUUUUUUUGUAAAUCUCAAGCUUUCAUCUAGCUUGUUGUAAGAUACAUAUCAUAUUUUUUUACUCACAAAGUGUGAAAUGAAAGAGUAAUAUUUAUUGUAUUAAUAUUGAAUGUAGAGGUUUCUCUUUUUCAGAAAGUUACAUUAUUCUGUGAAUGGAGAUAAAUUCUUCAUGUAUUCUUGGUGAAGUAAACUUUAAAUAUUUCAUUAUCUGAUUGGUCAAGGUCAAGGUCAAAUGGACAUUUUAGAGUCAUCUUUUGUAUUUUUCGAGUUUUCAAAAGUGAUUGUCACUUUUUUCACUGACUCAAUUUUUUGCACAAGAUUUAACUUGUCAGCUGAUUUUCCAUCCUGGAAUAUUUUGUCUUUGUAGUAAACACAAUAUCAUUUCUUAAUGGAGAAAGAGGGAGGGAUGAAUUAUCUGCAUAUUAGAGAUAUCUCUCUCCCUCUCUCUGUCUAUUUCUCUCUAUGAAAAAAUGAAGAAGGAUGGUUGUCAGUCAGGUGGGCGAAGAAACAUAGACAAACAAUAUUAUUUAUUAUGUAGGAAACUUAUUCAUGUUUUGAGAUUACUUUUUGAACUCUACAACGGUGUAAGACAAGCGAGUAUUGGUGAGUUAAGUUUUGUGGUGCCUUUAUACAAAUAAAUCUUACUUAUGAUUAAAAUUUUACACGUAUUCCACUCCAUGGCCCUGUUAUAUAAUAAUACCUUAAAGUUGAAAUGUAAAUAAAAAAAACACCACAAAAUUCAUUUUACAAUAUCAAUUAUCAUAUUUAAUAUUUUUGUUUGAUAUAUAUAUGAAAUACAAUCUCACUUCUUCUUAACUGAUUCUCUUUCUGUUUUAACGUUUUAGAUAUGUGAUUUUCUUGCGUGAUUAUUUCAAAAACUUAGACCUUGCUAUAUGACUUGUGUUUUGUUUUUUCUUUGUAAAAAAGCUGUCUUCUGCCUCGGUGAAACUCUUGGUGCUGGUAAUGAUUAUUAUGAUAAUAUAAUUGUAAUGGAAACUACUUGGUAUAAUUACAACUGUAUGCAUCACUCUUUGUAUGCUAUAAAUGUAUGUUUGGGGGGUAAAUCAGCUUUUUAUGUUUACAAUGUAUGUAAAUUUGUUCAUUUUUUAUUUAUUAUUACAAAGUCCAUGUACUGGGGCAACCCCGCAAGUCCAUUUGUCUAUAAAAAAAAUAUUUAAGUAAGUACAAAUUGUAGUUAGCUUUUUUGCAUUUUUGAGCAACCAUUAUUUAUUCAUCUAUUCAAUUCCAUAAUUUGUAUUUUUAUACAUUUUGUUUAUUUGUACAGACUGCGGAGUGUUUGUUGAUGAGUGGUAUAAAGUAUAGAGAUUAUUAUUUGGAGACUAUACAGCUGAUAGUUUAAGUGAAGCGUUACUCUUGUGUUUGUCUGUUGGAAGGAUCAGUGGGAUUAGUAACAUAUCAAAUGUUUUACGUAACAAGAUUGGUCUCAUAGUGUACAUGUAGAUUCUUCAUACUUCUCUGGUUUCUGUAACUUGACUCGACUGCCGUAUUUUACCCGGGAUAAAACCGGAAAUGUUUAGUUCAUAACCUUGCAAUUGGUUAAGACAACUGAACUGAAUCGCCAAAACCUAACUGAGGAUUAUUGCAGUAAUACACCUUCCCCAACCCUGGUUUCCGUGUUUUGUUUAGGGGUAUCAGUCAUUCAUAGUAUUUAAUUAUAAUCCCCUAUAAUGACAUUAGGGGAAUAUACUGGAAUCAGCUUGUUCGUCUGUCUAUUUGUCCAUCUGUCUGACCUUUGGUCUGUCUAUGGUUAAAAGUUUGUCCGAUCAACGCCUCCUAAACCAAUUAGACAAUUUCAACAAAACUUUAUAUGUAUGAUCAAUACAUUAUACAGUUGCACACCUGACUUUUUCGUUUUUUAUUUUGACAUUUUCCCCAAAAGUUGUUAGCCUUCUUGUACCUUUCAUGUCUUGUCUAGACAAAUUUCCACAAAAUAGGUGACCAAUUACAAUGAAAGUUUCUGUGAGUGAUAUAUAGGGAAUAUCCUUGACAUCAAAUGACCAAAUUAUAAUUUUUGGGAUUCAAGAUGGCCACCAUAGGCUUUGAUUGGCCGAGACAAUGCUCUUUAUAACUCGGGCUCUGAAGGUUCGACUUUGUUGAUCCUUUUUGGGAGUGAUGCAUAGCUUCAAGUUCCACUAAAAAUUCAAUCAAAUUAUCAAAAAUUAUCAACUUUAUUGUAACCUGAGUAUCAGGUUUGUCAAAUGAUUUUUGACAGAUUUUUUCAAAUCUUUAAUGAUCGAGCGGAGGUUAAUAGCCUGAAGCUUACAGUUCUAGUUAAUAGUUUGCAUAGAAGUAAUAGUGAGGAACCCUAACCAUGGAUAGAAAUGAUUUCCUCGUGGAACAUUUGGCCGAUUAAUAAAUACACAACAGAUUGUUUCAAUUUCCUUGUCACAUACCACACUUCAUAUCAAUGUCCUGGUUCUCUGCCUCAUCUCAUGUCAUGAUCCCUUAGUUGCUGAAGUCAAAGGUCACGGUGAUUAAUUGUGACCAAGGUCACAGAGGUCAAAUGUUUUAGUCCUGCACAAUGCCUGCCCCUAACCAAAACAUAUUCAUAUCAACCGAUCGACCUUCAUCAUGAACGUAUAGAUAUUAAAAAGUAGAACAAAGAAGUUAUCACUGGUAAAAUACAACAAUAUCAGCAGGCCCCACGAUCAUGAAACGUUUGGACUUGACUGAUCACAGAUAACAUCAUAAAAAGUGACAUCAUAUAUGAUUGGCUAAGCAAAACUUCAGUCUAAGAUUGUUUCACAAUCCUGGGGCCAGGACAGCUAAUAUUCUUUAUUUAGUAAAAUUAUCGAAUGUGUAUGAGGAAAAGUUUUUUCUUAUAGGAUUCAUAUAACAUAUUUAAAAUCACUCCACAAGACAGAAAAAAAAACAGAUUUCUCACAUGGACAAGCCGCAUAUAAUCAGAGAACCAGAAAAAGAAAAUUGGCUAUCAAGGAUUUUGCAUUUGAGUAUUGACCUGGUGUACACGGGUGUGUUAACUGAAGCUAUAGAGAGAAAAUGUAAAAUUUCAGUGAUCUUAUGACAGCUGGUCGGCCAUGACCAAAACAAGUAGCGACCACGCUUCCAAUCCACAAACCAUAUCAUGUGGAUUACUUUAAAGGAGUCAUAAUCGACCUUUUUCACUUCACAUGUGGAUUUUUUUUGUUUUUAAUUACUCUUAAGUGACAGCUUCAUGUUUUGUAAAACACUUGUUGAUUAUAAUUGUACGUACGGUGACACUCUUUCAGUACCUAUUUGUUAUCAUAAUUUCGAAGAAUGAAAAAAAACCCAGAAAGUUGUUGAAACUCGGAAAUUUAAAUAUUUAUGCUUUUAACGAAUUUUGUUUUCAUUCUGCAUGUGUUUCAGCUUAGAAAUGAACAUGUAGCUGAAGAAUCAAUUGCAGUUUAUUUAUUUCGUUAUUAAGGAGUUGAAACUUGUUCCUUCUCUGUCUUUAAACAGUAUUUUGUGUCAUGAAUCUGAAUGAGUUGCAUGUCAUGGUACAUUCCUGUUAGGUUCCAUCAUUUGGACAAACACAUGGUUUACAUUCUAGACAAAAAUUCAAUGAAAACCUUACAUUUCGAACGUUAUGUUCAACCAACUGUAGCUUGCUUCCUGUUGAUUUACACAUAUUUAUUAUGGAAUGAAUGAAUGUGUAUGAGUUUAUUUUGUUGCAAUCUGUUUAAAAUCAUACCCAUUUCUAGCUUCGUAUACCGAUACAAAAAUAACUGUUAUACCUAUUAAGUAAAUGUUGUCAAUUUCUGAAAACAUUUCAUGUUCGUAAUUGUUUUUUUUAAAACCCUGAUUUAAAUCAACAGCAUGUUAACCCUUUCAACACUGUAAAGCAUAAAGGACUCACCCAGAUCAAUUCAUGGUAGAGUUCAUAAAAGUUACAUAGGGGUGAAAGGGUAAAUGUGUCACUACAGAGCUUGUACUGCAGCACGUUGGCGUUAGAGGCUGGGACAGGGUGUGAUUUUACGCAGAUUGCGUAGAUCCUAAGCAUAUCUUUAGGUUUGUUAUCUAUGUUCAUUUUGGGCAAGCACGCCAACAUCAUCCCAGCGUUAAACAACAUUGUACAUACAUCAGUAGGUAAGAUACAUGUACUAAUUUAUUUAUAUACAUUCGAGGAGAAAGAGACGUGUUUUAUUUUGGCUAAUCUUUAUUUUUUGAUGUGCAAUAGCUUCUACUAUUUAAGAAAACCUUGCAUAUUUGUCAUUUGAAAAUAAUAUCAUUAAGCAUAUUAAAUAUUGCUUACUCAUUUCCCUCUUGCGUACAACUUUUAAAUGCCUAUAUAAUAGACCUGCCUAAUCUGACUCCUGAGUAUUCCAACAUCCUGGCUAAUCCAAUAUAAUGCUGUAAUCCCAUUUCUAAUGGAAAGUAUGAGAUAAUACCUAUAUUCUGACAUUCUGUCUAAUCUGACCAAUGUGUUGUUUACGCCACGGGGUGAUAGAUUACAAAGGUUUCAUUGUACAAAAACCCUGAUUUGAUGCAAGAAAGCACCUGAUGUGAUUGUGCUUGUAUCUGAGUGAACCACAGCUUAGCAUGACCAUUGAGCUUCACAAAGAUGGAUAUCUAUGUAUCAAAAAAUUAUCUCAAUUUUUAAUCUCAAUUUAAGUGUUUUGUAUGAAUAUCAAAGUUCUUACUAUAAAAUUCAAAAAGUAUACCGGUUACCCUUCCAGUUAUUUAACAGAUAGAAAAAAGUAUUAAAAAAAACCCAUCCCAUUCGACUUUAUAUCACAAUGAAGAAUGACAUGUAGUAUAAAGGGAAAUGAGAUUUUCAGCAAUGUUAAUUAUUUUAUUUUAUUUCUUUAAUUUUCCUUGUCAAAAAACCUGGAAAUCAUGCUUUAAUAGAUUAAUUUAUCAGCAUUAGCAUAUAACAGCAUCUAAUUUGUUCUGAAAAUGCAAAUAUAUUCUAAUUUCUUAGCCCCCCCCGCAUCCCCCCUUUUUUUUGUUAGUAUUGAUAGACCACUAUGUUAAAAUAUACCGGGCUAUAUUAGUCACUGGUGCUAAGAAAUGAGAAUUAGAAUUAUGACUUUGCAUGCUAGAUUGAAGUCAUCAACAUAGGUAUUAAUCAUUGUAAAUAUUUACCUUUCAAAAUCGUUUUCAUUUGUAUGUGGUACACGGUUUUAUGAAAUCACUGGUUCUUGUAAUGAUAUGAUUUAUUUAUUACAAAGCAUAUGCUUUCAAUAGCAAGCCUAUAACCCAAUGUGCUAUAAAUACCUGCAAUUUUAGCUCAUAAACAAUAUUAACAGUUUUAUUUUUUUUAUUUUAGAUAUUGUGUGCACAUUUAAAUUAUAUGUUAAAAGCAGAGACAUAGAAGUAAAAGUUCAGAUGUGUGAAAAUGUCAACAGGCCCUUUAUGCAUUUUGUUCUGACACAUGAUUGAUGGCUAAGGACAACGGAGCACAUAAUGUUAUUAUAUUUCUUAAGAAAAUACCUUAAAAGUAUGAUAAAAAUAUAAACAAAACUGGUACAGUUACAGAUACUGCUUCAACAAGUUUGACUCUACACAAAAAUGUCAUUGUACACGACCAUUACAUUACUUUGAUUAUAGGUAUUGGAGAAUCUAACGGCCUAUGUGCUAAACGAUACAUUGAUUCUAUGGAUAUCCGAAUACGAAACGAUCCAUGUGCAUCACGAUACCUUCAUUCUACAGAAAUCGAAGUUUGUGAAAGUUCAUGAGCAUUACAAUACUUUUAUCUUAAGUUGUUUUCUUUAUCAGGAUAGUAACUUUCCAAAGAAAACAACUUACUGACUGAAAAUAUUUCUGUUCAAUGAUAUCGAAGCUUGUUAUGAGUAGGUUUUUACUUUGCUUAUUAGAGACUGCCAGCCUUAUGACGACAAGUUUUAGAUUGAAGAUGUUAACAGUACAGGAAUUAGCUGGACAGCAAUAUUAAGGACAAAGGUGAAAGUCUAUAUUUUAACGGUAUAUACAUAUACAAAUGCAUUGCUCCAUUUUGCACACCGUGAAAAAAAUUAAUUCAGGCCUGAAAAUAUUUCAGGAUGAAAAAUGUGACUGGCAGAGUUACAAAUUUUCAAAAUUUUAUAUAAAAUUAAUAAUUCUUCACUGUAUUUCUGAACAUUUGAAUUUUUUUUGUUGUCUUGGAGAGUUAAUCACAAAUUCAAACACAUAUACAUUACAAAAAAAAAAACAUAUUUAAAGAUAUUAUUUUGCCUAUACAAUUCCUUAGAAGGAUUUUUUUGUAGCACAACAGUGUAAAAUUUACAUGAAAAAAGUAAUAACUAAAACUUAAUCAGAAACAAAAUAACUCAUCAAUCUGCUAUAAUAGAAAUUUAAAACUGGAUAUUUCUGUUUGUUUUGUAUUAUUUAAGCGUAAAAAAGGAAAAAUAUCAAUUAUAUAUUUGUGUUUAUGAUCAAGAAGAAGUUUUGAGGAAUGUACAUUGGUAUUAUACCUGUAGCUGGUGCUUUGCGUGUGUACUUGUACUUGGAGAUGCUUUGUGUAACAACAGCUUAUAAUACACUGUGUAUAAUGGUGCUAGUCAUGUGCUCUAAUGUCAACUCUGGUAUUUGGACGGUAUCAGCUAUUGAUGGUACAAAUUUCCGGGGGAAAAAAUAGCAUCAAAACUUCUAUGUGCUUUGACGUAAUCUCUCGCACUUGUUAAUGCAAUAAUCUAGUUACGGUUUAAAUUAUUUUUUGCUUUUAAUCGAUAAACGUAAAAAUGUGGUCUUUGAUAUUAAUUCCUUUUUUUAUCAGUUGGGUUGUUGAUCUUUGCGCAUUCUGAGAGUGAGCAUGAUAUAUCAUUCCUCACUGUGUCGGCCAUGUUGUUUUUGACUCCAUAUGUGCACUUGUGCCUACAUAGAACCCCAACCGACCCCCUCACUUGUGUAGUGUAGAAAUGCACGCCUUCCUGUUGAAGGUCGCUGGGGGUUGUAAGCCCGUCCCUAUUUCUAGCAUUGGUUAUAUAUACUGUAUAUAAAUAUAUGUGUGUGUGUGUAAAAAUAAAGAAACAAAAUUUACAAAAGAAACCCAAUAAGUUUUAAACUAAAAUUGGAAUUAACUGUUCAGUCAGUGUUAAAAGUAAAAUAUUCCGACAUCAAAUCUAUAACAGGAUUUACAUAAUUUCAUUUUUUCAAAUAUUUUGUGUGUGCAUUAGACAACAAAUAUUGUAAUCUAUGAUAAAAUCUUCAAACUUUAGAGAUCAGUGAUUGCUUUAUUUUAGAUCUACACAUCCUAAAGAUCUGAUUGAGCACUCCCCAAACCAGAUAUCAAUGUUCAUUGUAGUUUAAGCUUGAAAUACUGCUGAGGCCCAGAAGCUCUAUGCAAAUAUGUUUUCCUACAUACCAAGCUAACAGCACACUUGUCCGUACAGUUGUUCGCAGAUUGAAUAAAUUAGAAAAAAUGGAAUCUUGCAGUGAUCAAUAGAAAUUAUGAAAGAUCAGACUUAUUCUUAAUCAUAAAAACAUAUUUGGGUGCCUGUGUACACCAAACAUUUGAUACCCCAAAUAAUAUUUCAUAUUUACAGUCAAUCCUGUAUCAAGAUACCAAAAGAAGUUGGUGUUUUGAUACAGAUUAAUUUCAAAGUGAUAACACUACAAUUGGGAAAAUUAAAAAUAGUCUGUUAUCACAUGUGGUCUCUUAAUUCAGUCACCCCUGAAAUUUCAUAAUGAACUAUUCCAACCUUUGAAUUGGAGGAGUUCAAAUGUGUCUUCAGUGGUGAAUGGGUUAUUGGAAAUGGCUGUAUGAGCAUGUUUGACUGUAUAAACUAUAGCUUCAGCUAUACUUUCCCAGCAUGAUUCUAGCCGACCCCGACCGUAAUAUUACAAAUGGUAGCAUGAUUCCAGCCUACACGAUUCUGCCAAGAUGACCUGUUUAUCUGUGGGAUACAGGUAAGGCUUGGACCAUGACUCCACUGCCCUUAGUUUAUACAUUAAUAUGUGAUUGAACCUGAAAACUUGCCUUUUCAGACAUCAUAAACAAUGUUGAACUCAGUGUUUCUGUUUGCACUGGUUUCAUAGAGAUAAUGAUGAUCCACUAUCAAUGAUCUGGUCACCUGGUUUCUGGUUAAUUAUGUCAAACGGGGAGACAUCAAAGCUGUUAAGUCACACCCUAGUAAGAUGUAUUCUGUCUCUCAAUGAAUUAUCUUAUUGAUCACUUUGUGUCUAUUCCAUUUGUCUCGUAGACUUGCCUUUUGGCGAUUACUCGACCAAUAAAUAAUGGAAUUAGUACAAGCCAUACCUUAUUUUAUACACCAGUGUUUUUUUCCCUUUUUACAACUAGAUUCGUUCAUUAGGGAUAAGCCUGG
Molecule: messenger RNA, 13376 nt
Organism: Mizuhopecten yessoensis (Yesso scallop)
Lineage: Eukaryota; Metazoa; Mollusca; Bivalvia; Pectinida; Pectinidae
Product: nuclear receptor subfamily 1 group D member 2-like
Exons: 9
Coding region: 467-3106 (879 amino acids)
Biological process (GO): regulation of transcription by RNA polymerase II
Cellular component (GO): nucleus
Molecular function (GO): zinc ion binding; nuclear receptor activity; RNA polymerase II cis-regulatory region sequence-specific DNA binding
Source: RefSeq, a predicted model, not a curated record